Molecule: messenger RNA, 1718 nt
Organism: Dreissena polymorpha
Lineage: Eukaryota; Metazoa; Mollusca; Bivalvia; Myida; Dreissenidae
Exons: 4
Coding region: 201-890 (229 amino acids)
Source: RefSeq, a predicted model, not a curated record
UUGUAUAUAGAUAAUAAUAGUUUAAAUACAUUGUCCAUGUUAGUGGUGGAUACUGGGAUUUCAUUACCGUAAUUCGUAUUGGGUCGUUGUUCGGUGGUGGUGCUUGUUUGUCUCCGUUUUAAACACACAAAAAGAUGUAAAUCAUUUAUAUACCGGUAACCCCCGCCGUUGGAAAAGAGGCAUUGUGCGAAUAAAGCCCGAUGUAUUCGAAAGUAGUCAGAAAAAUGUGCAAUUUAACGUGUAAAAAGGCCUCCAUGUUAGUAUGCGGCGGAUUCAUCAUUCUCAUGUUCACGCUCUACGCGCUGUUCUUCAACCACGGCGCCCCGGAGGAUAUCAUGGUGGCCAACAAGGGCUCCCAGGUCAACCCCAAAUUCAAGCACUACCACGAUCGCGAUCCCCAUAAAAUGAACGAGCUUGAGAAGGAAGUGGCGGAAGAGGAGCGCAGGGCCGCCCAACACUGGGACGAGUUCAUCGCCAAGAACGACUUCGUGAAUAUAGGAGAGAUUUACGAUAACUGCGAUGAGAAGGACCGGGUGAUGAUAGGUCGCACCAUCAUGCUACCAACCGUACACUGGGCCGGACUAAAGGGCGUCAAAUCGCGUACCUUCAUCAACAUCACCCUCCACGAGGAACUUACCGGCGGCAAGUUCUUUCUUGAAGUCAAGUAUAAUGGCAAGGACCUGUUCGCCCGCAACUGGGAGCUGUGCACGCUGGAUGAGGAUUAUGAUGACAGGGUGGUCUACUGCCCUUUUCUUGCACAGGACUACUCCUUUGUGAAGGACCGCGACAUCCCGGUGUACCUACCAAAGGGUCGUUACCAGACGAAGGGCUGGAUUACAGACGUGAAUGACGAGAUCGUAGCGUGUGGAUUCUCGGACUUCACCCUUUAAGAGAUGUGAGCCUCGCUCAGGGAAAACGGGACUGUGCAGUGCACACAGGCUAUUAUAGGACUACACUUUCCGUGUUUAUGGACUUUUUCGUUUAAGGAAGUAUUGCAGACGAAAAUGCAGUAAAAGCGGAAAGUUUCGUCAGUGUGUAGCCUAUGCUAAUGUGCACAUGAUUUCAGCCCCGUGUUCACAUAGUGAGGCAAUGUGCGGUCUGAGAAUACCAACAUUACCGAUAAAAUGACCAGUUGCUGGAUCUAAUGACGUCGAAUGUGAUGUCAUUGUCUAAUAUUUGUAUACUAUUAAAAAUAACUAUGGUAUUUUUAUCAUUUAUCAUCUUUGAGAUAUAGUGUGUUUCUUCUCGUAAUUGUUGCGUAAUUCUUGUGUUUUCGAAUCAUAUCGUUACUAUGGCGGAACUUAUUGCGUUUUUAUCAUGACGUGAACAGUGCUGUGUGUGUGCAUCAUGAAAAGAGGUCCAUAAUGACAAUGUUUUUGCAUAUGAGCCUUGUUCUGAGAAAAUUGGGCAAAAUGCAUGCGCGUAAAGUGUCGUCCCAGAUUAGCCUGUGCAGUCCGCACAGACUAAUCAGGGACGACACUUUCCGCUUUAAUGGUAUUUUUCGUUUAAAUGAAGUACCUUUCCAUCGAAAAUCUAGUUUAUGCGAAAGUGUCGUUCCUGAUUAGCCUGUGCGGACUGCACAGGCUUAUCUGGGAUGACACUUUAUGCACAUACAAUAAGCCCAGUUUUAUCAGAACAAGGCUCAUAUAAUGGUUUUAAUAUAAAUCAAUAUGUACGUGUUACCAUUACCACAGUAUCUUAAAUUUGUCUGCAUAUUG